AUGGCGUCUCAUUACAAUGAAUUGAUGAGCACCUAUAAAAAUUAUUGCAAUGCAUUCGAUUCAUUAUAUCAGCUCAAAACAAAAGAUGAAAACGAAAUAGCUGCAAUUUAUAAAAAUCUCAAAGUUCAUCUCAUCGAUUCAAACAAAUAUCCUCCAAAUCAUAUUAUAUCCGAUAUAUCAUUCAUUUCAAAGUAUAAAAACCUGUGCAUGAAGUCGUUUUUAGCUAUUGCUAAACAAAUCUUUGAUGAAUAUCACCCAAAUACGUUUGUUAACAUUUAUUAUGCUUUUGAUUAUCUCUUUUAUAAAGAAUAUGGAAUAGUUCUUCAAGAAAGUAACAAAAGAAAAUUCAAGGAAUGCGAAACUAAAAAUUAUUCAUCAGACAUUCAUGAAGCAAAUACAAUAUACAGGGCAAUUAUGGAUGAUGACAAAGAAUUAUUCAUCUCACUCAUCGAAAGAUGUGAAUUUGAUAAAAAACAAAAACUAAAGAACGAUUUAUAUCCACCUAAUAAAGAUGGUUAUUCAUAUCUUGAAUUGUGCUGUUACUAUGGAUCUGUUGAUUGUUUUAAGUUCUUAAUCACAAAAUUUCACUCAAAAAUAACACAACAAUGCCUUCAUCUCUCAUUUUUAGGCGGAAAUCAAGAGAUCUUAAGCGAAUGCUUAAAAUGUCAACGGCCAACAAAAGAAUGCAUGAGAUAUGCAAUUGCUUCACAUAACAUUGAUUUUGUUUCAUUUUUGAACAAUGAAUACGAUAUUAAAAUCGAUGUAGACUAUUGCAGGUUGUUUAAUAAUCUUCAUGCACUUUUGGUUUAUUUAGAUCAAACUAAUGAUAUUGAUACAUGCUUUGUUGUUUCACCUAUUUUCCAUCUUUUAUCCCUUUGCAAAUAUUUUAUUUCUCAUGGUGCUAAAAUCGAUGCAAAAUAUUCCAUUAAAAGCACUCCACUUCAUUUGGCAGUAUUAUCUAAUAGUAAAGAAAUAGUUGAAUUUCUUAUUUCGCAUGGUGCUAACAUCAAAGCUAAAGAUGGACAAGAUGAUACUCCACUUCAUUAUGCUGCCUUAUUGGACUGCAAAGAAGCAGCAGAAGUUCUUAUUUCGCAUGGUGCUGAUAUCGAUGCAAAAAAUGAUUUUUCUGAAACUCCACUUCAUUAUGCAGCUGGAAAGAACAGUAAAGAAAUAGCAGAAGUUCUUUUAGUGCAUGGUGCAAAUAUCAAUGCUGGCAAGAUUUUGGGAGAAACUCCACUUCAUGUUGCAGCUGAAAAUAACAGUGUAGAAGCAAUAAAGGUUCUUAUAUCGCAUGGUGGAAAUGUCAAUAUAAGAAAUGGAAUAAAAGGGAUUCCACUCCAUUGUGCAUCUAAAAGUAACAAUAAAGAAAUGGUUGAAUUUCUUAUUUCACGUGACGCAAAUAUCAAUGCUGGAAAUGGAAUAGGAGAUACUCCACUUCAUGUUGUAGUUAAAGACAACAAUAAAGAAAUGGCUGAAUUUCUUAUUUCACAUGGUGCAAAUAUCAAUGCUGGAAAUGAUUAUCCACGAACACCACUCUAUGAAGCAUCUCUAAUGAAUAAUAAAGAAAUGGUUGAAUUUCUUAUUUCACAUGGCGCAAAUAUCAAUGCUACAGGUGCAUUAGGAAAUACUCCACUUCAUGCUGUAGUUGAAGACAACAAUAAAGAAAUGGCUGAAUUUCUUAUUUCACAUGGUGCAAAUAUCAAUGCUACAAAUAAUUAUCACGAAACACCACUCUAUUUUGCAUCUCAAAAGAAUAAUAAAGAAAUGAUUAAAUUUCUUAUUUCGCAUGGAGCUAAACAAUGA
Molecule: messenger RNA, 1803 nt
Organism: Trichomonas vaginalis G3
Lineage: Eukaryota; Parabasalia; Trichomonadida; Trichomonadidae
Product: cyclin-dependent kinase inhibitor 2C-related family
Exons: 1
Coding region: 1-1803 (600 amino acids)
Molecular function (GO): protein binding
Source: RefSeq, a predicted model, not a curated record